Messenger RNA from Pyricularia pennisetigena, 1623 nucleotides. RefSeq lists its product as uncharacterized. The record is from RefSeq and is a predicted model, not a curated record. The coding region runs from base 1 to 1623 and encodes 540 amino acids. The transcript has 4 exons. Lineage: Eukaryota; Fungi; Ascomycota; Sordariomycetes; Magnaporthales; Pyriculariaceae.
AUGGACGUCACAACAUCAAGUCGUCCUACAGAGCAAACGCGGGUGGGCCGAAGAGACUCGGCCGUAGACCUUGGCAGUCCAACACCCCUUCCCGUCACCCUCCUCUCUGGCUUCCUGGGUAGCGGCAAGACGACCCUUCUACAGCACAUCCUCCGCAGCGACCAUGGCCUACGCAUUGCCGUGAUAGUCAACGACAUUGGAGCAGUCAACGUCGACGCCAGCAUCAUCAACCACCACGUCACCCAGACCACCGAAAAGGUCAUCGCGCUCCAGAACGGCUGCAUCUGCUGCACGCUGCGCGGCGACCUGCUCGAGGAGCUCGUGCGGCUGUCGGAGCUGCACGCCUUUGACUACGUCAUCGUUGAGAGCAGCGGCAUCAGCGAGCCCGAGCAGGUCGCCGAGACCUUCGACUCCAAGCUGGCCGAGACCAUGGGCGCGCUGGGCGACGGCAGCGCCGGUGCCGAGGGCGGCCUGGACGAGGCGAUGCGGGUCGUGCUGAGGAAGCUCGCGGACGCGGGCGGCGUCGGCAGCUUCGCCCGGCUGGACACCACCGUGACCGUCGUCGAUGCCUUUACCAUCAUGAACGACUUUCACACGGACCACUUGCUGUCGAGUCGGAGGGGGGACGUCGGGCCCGAAGACGAGCGGACCGUGUCGGAUUUGAUGGUUGAUCAGAUUGAGUUUGCCGACGUGAUUGUGCUCAACAAGACGGACAUGGUCGACCGUCCUACCAAGCAGCGGGUCGUCGACUUGAUCACCAAGCUCAACCACCGGGCCAAGAUCAUCGAGACCUCUCACAGCAAGGUGGACGUCAAGGAGAUUGUCAACACGGGACUGUUUGAUCUCGAGCGUGCGCAGACCGGAUAUGGUUGGUUGCAAGAUCUACAUGAGCUGACUUUGAGAGAGGUCAACGGUCGUAAAACCAUCACACCAAAACCCGAGACGGAAGAGUACAACGUCCGCAACUUUGUAUACCGGCGCCAGCGACCCUUCCACCCGCUACGGCUGUACAAGCUGCUGUUUGACAAGUUCAUCAUGCAGCUUGAGCACCCGGAAGAGGAGGAGGACGAGGACGAGGACGAAGACGACGAGGAAGAAGAAGAUGACCAAGACGAACAGGAGGAAGAAGACCCCCUCGACGCGCCGUCCAACGAGACCAUCCUAGCCAACAAGCGGGCCUCCCCUCUCUUUGCGCGCCUCUUCCGGUCCAAGGGCGAAUUCUUCCUGGCGACGCGCCCGCACCGCGCCGGCGAGUGGUCGCAGGCAGGGGCGAUGCUGACCAUGACGGGCGGGCGGCCGUGGUUCGUCACGCUGCCCGAGUCCGAGUACCUGACGGGCGACGCCGACAUCGACGCGCUCGUGCUGCACGACCUCGCGUCCGGCGGCGAGUGGGGCGACAGGAGGCAGGAGCUCGUCUUCAUAGGAGAGGCGCUCGACGUCCCGGGGCUGGAGAGGGUGCUGGACGAGUGUCUGCUGACGGACGAGGAGUGGAGGCGGUGGCGGAAGGUUAUGCGCAGUGGGGUUUUGAGUUCGCAGGGCAAGAUGGAGAGGUUGGCGCGCCUGUUUGACGAUGGCUUUCCCGACUGGCCUGAAGAUGACGCUCAUGAGGGACAUGGGCACUGA